AUGGUUCCUUUCCUCUACCCACGCAAAAACCAAGUCAAACCUCGUCUCCCACACUCCCAAGCCUUCGAGCACUCUACAAAACACACCCGCCACUCCUCUUCAGACAGCGAAACCUCAACAACCACAACCACAUCCACAGACGCCCACCCAGGCGCCGCAGAUCUGGACACCUACACCCACUCCCUCCACCACUGGACACUAUACCAACUCCGCGCCUCCGUGCCCCAUACAACCCGGUCCUUGUCCCACGAAACCUCCCACACCACUGCCUCAGCCACACCCACUAUCGUAUCUCCUCUGUACCCUACAAACUCCUCACUGUACAAUAUGCCUAGACUGAGCUCGGCAUCUGGAUCUCGAUCUAGCAGAGAAGGUGAUACAGGAUAUGGAGAAGAGGCAUUGGGGGAUGUGGGAGAGACACCAUGUAAUACGCCUAGGAGUAGGGGGUUGAGAAGGAGGAGUACGGUUGUGGCUGCGAAUAAGGGGAGGACGAGGGUGAAGGAAGAGGUCUGCGAUGAAGGGGAGGGGCAGGCGAGAUUGAGACCUGUGGAGUUGGUUAGGAGUUUGAGUUGUGGAGGAUGA
Messenger RNA from Aureobasidium pullulans EXF-150, 582 nucleotides. RefSeq lists its product as uncharacterized. The record is from RefSeq and is a predicted model, not a curated record. Lineage: Eukaryota; Fungi; Ascomycota; Dothideomycetes; Dothideales; Saccotheciaceae. The coding region runs from base 1 to 582 and encodes 193 amino acids. The transcript has a single exon.